UGAGUUGGUAGUUAUGACAAUGAUAUGUUGAUGUAAACGUCAGGAGCAGCUACAGCAGUCAUAUAGAAAAAUGUCUUCAUACAGGAAAAAUGCAAAGUUCUUAGUGACUAUAUUUCUCGCCAUUUUUACCAAUAUAAAUUGUUUAAAUAAGGUUGUUCAACUUUCAAGACGUAUAAAACCUGACAUAUUAAAUUCAAAUGCUUUUGACGAUGGAAGUUUAUAUGUGAUUGAAUUUGUAACCAGGCGGGCUAUAAAUGAUUGCAUUGACUUAUGUAAAGCGAAAAAGGCUUGCAAAUUUAUCAACUUCUACAGACUGGCCAAUUUGUGUUCGCUUAUAGGUGUUAUAGGCAACAAAAAUGUUCAAAUUGAAAAUUAUUUGGAGAUUGCACCAGGAUACUACUUUGGAGCAAAGAAGAAUUGGAAUAUGGAUGGUUUUACUGAAUGUGAAGACUGCAAUGAUAAUGGUGUUUGCAACGAUGGUGGAGAUCCGUUAUUUCAGAAAUGUGACCAGUCUG
Ruditapes philippinarum (Manila clam) is the source of this 515-nucleotide messenger RNA. RefSeq lists its product as uncharacterized. NCBI's taxonomy places the organism in Eukaryota, Metazoa, Mollusca, Bivalvia, Venerida, Veneridae. The annotation marks the transcript as partial. The record is from RefSeq and is a predicted model, not a curated record. The transcript is spliced from 2 exons.